Penicillium robsamsonii is the source of this 519-nucleotide messenger RNA. RefSeq names its product cupin domain-containing protein. The transcript has 2 exons. NCBI's taxonomy places the organism in Eukaryota, Fungi, Ascomycota, Eurotiomycetes, Eurotiales, Aspergillaceae. Bases 1 to 519 code for a protein of 172 amino acids. The record is from RefSeq and is a predicted model, not a curated record.
AUGGCUAUAACUCCAAUUUCGAACAUUCGAGUGACCACUCGCCAGAUUCCCGAGUGGCACUAUAUACCGAACACUUCGAUGCAAUCUAAACCGCUCAUGAUAUACCAUGGAGCCUUCGAUGCCACAUCUGCAGAGCUCGAGGGUCACCUGGAGACAGUGGGUGAGGUCGUUCCUCAUUGGCCAAACCCACUUCCAUUCCACAACGCAAGAGGUACUCGGGAUCAUUUCAGGGAGUGCGCGUCUUGUUUUGGAGGCGACGAUAACCCUGAGCGAUUUGAACCGACGGUCCAGCGCGGUGAUUUGAUCAUUGUACCCGCGGGGGUGGGCCAUCGACUCUUGGAGGACCUGCAUGGGAACCAGGAAGAGUUCCAAAUGGUUGGCGCAUAUCCACACGGAAAACAGUGGGAUAUGUGUUAUGGGAAACCAGAAGAGAAAGCAAAGGUGCAGAGAAUCAAGGAUGUGGCGUGGUUCCGUCAAGAUCCGUUGUAUGGCGUUGACGGCCCAGCGUUGCACGUCUAG